Messenger RNA from Paramecium primaurelia, 1321 nucleotides. The record is from the annotation of a GenBank genome assembly. Lineage: Eukaryota; Ciliophora; Oligohymenophorea; Peniculida; Parameciidae.
AUGAAUAACGAGCUUCUGCAAUUUUAGUUGAUUUUAUUAUCUUCUUCUGUGAUAACUUUAUUUUAUAUUUACGACAGAGAAUUGAGUAAAUCUAAGAUUUCAAUCUUGUUCUCUGUUUGUAAUAUCAGCAUUUUUUUGAUUGAGACAAGGAUGAUAGGAAAUUCGUAGUGUAUUUAUAUUCUCCUAAAAUUAUUAGAUUUAACAAUAGCAGCAGCACUAUUUCUAAUAUUUAAGUAUUAUACUAAACAACCAGAUGAAACCUAUAUUCCAUAGAUAAAUAUUUUGAAAACUUAAGUUUCAGAACACCCAGGAAAAAUAGACUAAGAAAUGGAAUAAUACCCUCAAUAUCUACCAGCCAUUCAAUCCAUUCAUGAAGAAAGUAACUCAAACAUGACACCCAAGCAGAUACCAGUUUCUAAUGAAAAUAUUAAUGGACCCUAGAAUACUACAGAGAGGGGAAAAUAACAUAUUAAACAAGAUUCUAUGAUGGGUUUCUUAGGAGAUAAAAAAAGAUCCUCUUAUACUAAAAACAAUACCAAUAGUGUGAUUCCUUAGAGAUAGUAGACUAGUUAGCUAACUUAAGGUAAGAAUAUUAAAAUUUAUAAAGCAAACUUCAAUGUGAUAAAGUUUUAGGAUGAUUGUGGAGAGAUAAAAUUUGGUCUUCUAAAAACAUUGAAAUCAAUUAAUUUUGAUUAAUUAGGAAAGGAGAUUGAGAUUAUAUAUCAAAAUGACAAAACACUUACAAGAUUGUUAUCAAAUAUUGAGAAAAAAUCAGGACCUCGAAUGUAGAUUCUUUAUGAGAGUCAAUAACCAGCAAAUCCUAUCAUUAAUGAUAAUUUAAGAGGGGGUAUAUAAUUAGAUUAUGGUAAUAAUGAUUAACUUCAAAUAAAUGAACAAAAAUAGGUGACAUGGAAGAAGAUAUUUUAAGUAUUAAGUUUUUAGAUAGCUUUAAUUUGUAAUUUGUUAAUUUUAGAAUAAUGGUAAAUAAGAUAGAUUGUUCUAUUUUCUUUCAUUUGUUUUAGAUAUAUAUUUGUCUUUUCAAAAUUAAAGAUAAAAUAAUUAGAAUUCUAAUUAGAAUUCAGAUAAAUUAUAAUAUGGAGUUCUCUUAUAUUUUUACCUUUGAUUUCUUUAUUUAUUUUAAAUCUUAUAGAGAAGAAUAUUGCUUAAAUUAUAAAUUCCAUUGCUUAAUUGAUCUCAAUUAUGAUCACACUUAAAUAUUACAAAUCAUUAUAAGAGUAUUUUAAUAAUAUUUAUAUUUAGACAUCCUUAUUCAAUAUCUUUUUAUAUACUUUUGUUGGCCAUAAUUCUUUGUUUUAUUUGA